This is a messenger RNA of Spinacia oleracea (spinach), 2084 nucleotides long. RefSeq names its product probable amidase At4g34880. The record is from RefSeq and is a predicted model, not a curated record. The transcript has 5 exons. NCBI's taxonomy places the organism in Eukaryota, Viridiplantae, Streptophyta, Magnoliopsida, Caryophyllales, Amaranthaceae. Bases 149 to 1663 code for a protein of 504 amino acids.
AUAGCCCACUAUUAGAGUUGCUCUAAGCAGGUCGGAUCGCCCCUUCCUUAAAUUCUCAAAACCGUCACCAUCUCAAAUUCUUAACACUGAAUUUUAUCCAACCUCCCUCCCCCACUUCUCUCUCUCUUUCUCUCUCCUUUGACCUUUGAUGAAAAUGGCCACCAACGGUCAAGAUUUCCCUUUUGAAGAAGCUACAAUUACAGCCAUCCAUCAAGCGUUCUCCCAAAACAAACUCACCUGUAGACAACUUGUUGACUAUUACCUCAACCGCAUCGAAACCUUAAACUCUAUCCUACGCGCUGUGAUUGAGGUUAACCCCGACGCGCGGGCUCUCGCCGAUGUUGCCGACGAGGAAAGAUAUAAUGCCCGUCAAAAUGGCGGUAAGUUGGGCGCUUUACACGGUAUACCGGUGUUGGUGAAGGACACAAUUGGAACUAAUGAUAAAAUGGGCACCACAGCUGGGUCUUACGCGCUGGUGGGGUCAGUGGUGGCGCGUGAUUCGACAGUUGUGGAGAAGUUGAGGAAAGCUGGAGCAGUGAUAUUGGGAAAGGCUAGUUUGUCAGAGUGGUAUAAGUUACGGUCGAUUGAUCAUCUACCAAAUGGUUGGUGUGCUAGAGCUGGCCAAGGCGUGAACCCAUAUGUAAAAUCUGGUGAUCCUUGUGGCUCAAGCAGUGGUUCAGCAAUAUCUGUUGCAGCAAACUUGGUGGCUGUAUCACUUGGUACUGAUACUCACAGCUCUAUCAUCUGCCCUUGUGAUCAUAAUUCUGCUGUGGGUCUUCGGCCCACUGUAGGACUUGUUAGCCGUGCUGGUGUCAUUCCAAUUUCUUCCCGCCAAGACACUGUUGGGCCCAUUUGCAGGACUGUUUCUGAUUGUGUACAUGUAUUGGAUGAGAUUGCUGGUCCUGACCCUAGAGACGAGGAAGCAACGACAAGAUCAUCGAAAUUCAUACCCCAAGGAGGAUACAAGCAAUUCCUUCAAGAAGAUGGCCUUAGAGGGAAGAGAUUAGGCAUUGUUAGACAUCCCUUUGUAAGUUCUUUACAUGAAUCCACUGUGGCUCAGUCCUUUGAACGCCACCUCAAAACAUUAAGGGAACGAGGCGCAAUAUUAGUAGACUACCUUGAGAUCUCACACAUUGCUGAGAUUCUCAACCCUCAUCAUAGUGGCGAAAUAACAGCAAUGCUUGCUGAUUUUAAGCAUGCGAUUCCUGAAUACCUCAACGAGCUUGAAUAUUCUCCUGUGAGGUCUCUAGCAGACAUCAUUGCCUUCAAUGAGAAAAAUCCUGAACUGGAGAAGACGAAUGAGUACAUGCAGGAUGGGUUUAUCAAGGCAGAAAGUAUGCAUGGAAACGAGGAGGAAAUAGAGAGCAUAGUUGAGCAUCUCGACAAGUUGUGCAAGGAAGGAUUUGAGAAAAUGAUGGAAGAAAACAAAUUGGACGCAAUGGUGACACCGGGAACAAAGGCUAUCCCGGUGAUGGCUAUCGGAGGGUACCCUGGGAUCACAGUUCCGGCUGGUUAUGACGAACAAGGAACUCCAUUUGGCAUCUUAUUCUCAGGGUUGAAGGGAAUGGAACCAAAGCUCAUCGCCGCUGCUUAUGGGUUUGAACAAGCUACUGUGGCUAGGAAGCCUCCCCUAUUUCAUUCACCUGAAUGGCACGAAGAUUGAAGGCUAGCUUGCCCCUACAAUAUUUGUUAUUGUGGUUAAAAUAAUUGAUUAUUCAUGUGUUUUUUUGGGGAUACAAAUUAUACUUUGUGUUAAUUCUAGCUAUUGUGGUUAAAAAUGGAAGGAAGGAAGGAUAUCUCCACCAGCCUUCAAUCCCCCAUUCAAUCAUUUGAUAGCGAACACAUAUUACUCACACUCUAUGUCUCUAUGGUUACAGUAAGAGUAUAUGUUUUGGGCUUUACUGUUACCUUCCUCGGAUAGCCCGGCCCAUUUAUAUAACUUGUACUAGAAUCGGGUAAUCGCUAAUUGCUGUACCCGGGUACAGCCAGCUCUGGCUGUACCCCCCAAAAACGACACGCUCAUAUUGUUUGUUCAUUCUUGUCGACUGUUUGUUCUUUUUUAUUGUACUGUUUGUUCAUUCUUA